AUGCUGCCGCUCCUGCUGGGCCUGCUGGGCCCGGCCGCCUGCUGGGCCCUGGGCCCGGCCGCGGGCUCCUCGGAGCUGCGCUCCGCCUUCUCGGCCGCCCGCACCACCCCGCUGGAGGGCACGUCGGAGAUGGCCGUGACCUUCGACAAGGUGUACGUGAACAUCGGCGGCGACUUCGACGCGGCCACGGGCCAGUUCCGCUGCCGCGUGCCAGGCGCCUACUUCUUCUCGUUCACGGCGGGCAAGGCCCCGCACAAGAGCCUGUCGGUGAUGCUGGUGCGCAACCGCGACGAGGUGCAGGCGCUGGCCUUCGACGAGCAGCGGCGGCCCGGCGCGCGGCGCGCCGCCAGCCAGAGCGCCAUGCUGCAGCUCGACUACGGCGACACGGUGUGGCUGCGGCUGCACGGCGCGCCGCAGUACGCGCUCGGGGCGCCCGGCGCCACCUUCAGCGGCUACCUGGUGUACGCCGACGCCGACGCCGCCGCGCCCGCGCGCGGGCAGCCCGCGCCCCCGGAGCCGCGCUCGGCCUUCUCGGCGGCGCGCACGCGCAGCCUGGUGGGCUCGGACGCGGGCCCCGGGCCGCGGCACCGGCCGCUGGCCUUCGACACCGAGCUGGUGAACAUCGGCGGCGACUUCGACGCGGCGGCCGGCGUGUUCCGCUGCCGCCUGCCCGGCGCCUACUUCUUCAGCUUCACGCUGGGCAAGCUGCCGCGCAAGACGCUGUCGGUGAAGCUGAUGAAGAACCGCGACGAGGUGCAGGCCAUGAUUUACGACGACGGCGCGUCGCGGCGCCGCGAGAUGCAGAGCCAGAGCGUGAUGCUGGCGCUGCGGCGCGGCGACGCCGUCUGGCUGCUGAGCCACGACCACGACGGCUACGGCGCCUACAGCAACCACGGCAAGUACAUCACCUUCUCCGGCUUCCUGGUGUACCCCGACCUCGCCGCCACCGGCCCGCCGGGCCUCGGGCCCUCGGAGCUCUGA
Messenger RNA from Lepus europaeus (European hare), 981 nucleotides. RefSeq names its product C1q and TNF related 4 (gene C1QTNF4). The transcript has a single exon. Lineage: Eukaryota; Metazoa; Chordata; Mammalia; Lagomorpha; Leporidae. Gene Ontology annotation, molecular function: protein binding. Bases 1 to 981 code for a protein of 326 amino acids. The record is from RefSeq and is a predicted model, not a curated record.